Messenger RNA from Rhodofomes roseus, 735 nucleotides. Its product is annotated as polyadenylate-binding protein 2. Gene Ontology annotation, molecular function: RNA binding. Bases 75 to 668 code for a protein of 197 amino acids. The record is from RefSeq and is a predicted model, not a curated record. The transcript is spliced from 5 exons. NCBI's taxonomy places the organism in Eukaryota, Fungi, Basidiomycota, Agaricomycetes, Polyporales, Fomitopsidaceae.
GUGAGGAGGUUCUGGCUGACCCAGUCUGCACACAACAGGAAGGCUCUCAUUGUGCCACUCAUUAGCCUUUCAGAAUGACAGACAUCGAGGAUAUCACGCCGACCAACACAGCUGACCAAAUCGUCGAUGAUGGCGAGGAGGAGGAGGAAUCCAAGGAAAUCCUGCUCAUGAAGCAGCGGGUUGAAGAAAUGGAACGGGAAGCAAACAAGUUGAGGGAGCUCCAGGCUGCUGCGGAGAAGGCUGAGCGGGCAUCGUCGUCGGAGGCCGCCGACACGAGCGUGCCAAUGGAGACCGAGGACGACAAGAAUGCCGCGGACGUCAGAAGUGUUUUCGUCGGAAACGUCGAUUACUCAGCUACGCCCGAAGAGAUACAAGCACAUUUCCAAGCAUGCGGAGUCAUCAACAGAGUCACUAUCCUCUGUGACAAGUUCACUGGUCAUCCAAAAGGCUUUGCCUACGUUGAGUUUGCUGAGGAGAGUCAUGUGGAGGCUGCGUUGGCGAUGGACAACUCCCUUUUCCGCGGCCGGUUGAUCAAGGUCACAUCCAAACGCACUAACAUCCCGGGCUUUAAUCGUGGUCGAGGUCGCGGCGGCUAUCGUGGUGGCUAUCGCGGUGGCUACAGAGGAGGUUCAUUCGGGUAUGCCCCAUACAGAGCCCGUGGCAGGUGAGCUCUUCCCCGUACCAUAUCUUUGACAUCCUGGUGACACUACCACAGAGGACGGGGGCGUGGUUUCU